CGGUUUCUAAAAUAAUCACAAAUAAAAUUCCAGAUAUUUCUUUUGUCCAGAAGUUCCAGAUCUUUCUACAACCUUCUUCCUCACAGUUCUUCCCCUCUUAAAACCUGACCAGUCCCAAAGCCGAAACCCUAUUCUCUCUUUUUUUAAAAAUUCUUUGUGAUUCUUUAGCUUCCCCAAAUCUCUCUCUGAUUCUCCUGAAAAUUCUCUCUUUCUUUGUUCUUGAUCACAAAUUAGCCGAAAGUACCAUGGCUUCUGAAGCAGAGGCGUCUGAGAUUGCUUCGUUUUUUGAAAGGAUUGUGAGGGAGAGAGACCUGUCUCUGUUCGUGCCUUUCAUCUUGGGCCUGGCAAGCGCUACCCCGAGAACUGACCCGGAAAACCCAGAUCAAGAAAACCCUGGAAGGCCGACCCCGCAAGAAAGACUCAUCUUCAUCAACCCUUUCGCUCAGACUAUGAUGGUGGUCGAAGGCGAUUCUCUGCAAGAGUUGGGUAUGAAGGAUGGCCAGCCACCGGCCUCGAAAGCCUCCAUUGAUGCCAUGCCCUGUGUAAAGAUUGUUGAAGGUGAUGGUGGGUCCGAGUGUGUGAUCUGCUUGGAGCAGUUUGAGAUUGAUGGUGUGGCCAAAGAGAUGCCUUGCAAGCAUAGGUUUCACGGUGGUUGUAUAGAGAAGUGGUUGAAGAUUCAUGGGUCUUGCCCAGUUUGUCGGUAUAACAUGCCUGUUGAUGAGGAAGAGCCGGGGAAGAAGAUAGAGGGCGCGGACAGAGAGAGGAGGGUCGAGGGAGAGAUUAGGGUUAGCUUUUAUGUCCAAGAGAGCACGAGAGCAAGUGAGGAUUCUGAGCAAACACCUUCAGGUGAUUUUAAUGCCAGUGAUUCCUCUUCAAGCCCAGCAGCUGAUCACGAUGAUAUGCAGAGUUAGAAAACAAAAAAUUUAAGAUUUCUUCCGUUCUUAGAAAUUUGUAGAAAGGAACUAGGAAGUGAUUUGUACAGGCUCGGAGCUUUAAGUUUCAUCCGGUGAAAUAGUAUUUCAAAUUUCUUUUGCCUCCUUUUUCAACUUUUAUCAUGAUACGAUGGUAAGGAGGAAUAUCAAAGUGAGUUGAUGAUGCAGAGAUCUAAAUGCUAUGCAGAAUUUCGAAUU
Prunus dulcis (almond) is the source of this 1130-nucleotide messenger RNA. RefSeq names its product E3 ubiquitin-protein ligase MPSR1-like. The transcript has a single exon. Gene Ontology annotation, molecular function: ubiquitin protein ligase activity. The coding region runs from base 246 to 911 and encodes 221 amino acids. NCBI's taxonomy places the organism in Eukaryota, Viridiplantae, Streptophyta, Magnoliopsida, Rosales, Rosaceae. The record is from RefSeq and is a predicted model, not a curated record. Gene Ontology annotation, cellular component: cytoplasm. Gene Ontology annotation, biological process: protein ubiquitination.